AUGAAGCUAUUCGGGAUAUUUGCAGCAGUCGCCAACUAUUUCCUCUGCUCGGUCCAGCCGCCGUCUCCGCCUCUAUCUUCAGCGCCCGAAAAUCUCCCUAUUCUCGUCUGGGGAGGACUCGGCGACAGCGUGUUGAGCAGCGGGAUGGAGGAGCUGAUGGGAGAGCUAUCAGAGCGGUACGACACGCGCGUCUACGGCGUCAGCAUCGGCGACACGCCCAGCGAAGAUCGCCGACUGAGUGGUCUCUCAGACGCCAACUACAAUGUACAAGUAGCGUGUUCGAAGCUAUCCCAACUCGACAACACCCCCGUCAACGCGAUUGGUCUGUCGCAAGGUGGGCUAUUCCUGCGCGCGGUUAUCGAGCAAUGCCCGGAAGCACCACCGUUGAGGCACCUCGUCACUUUCGGUACCCCCCACAUGGGCAUUGAGCGGCUGCCGCGAUGCGCACCCCGCGACUGGGUGUGUGCUGCCGUCGCACUGGUUACGCGGUGGGGCGUGUAUACCGCUUACGCACAAUCGCAUGCGGUUGUUGCGCAAUACUACCGCGAUCCAACUAGAUAUGCUGAGUAUCUGCGCAAAUCGACUUGGCUCGCGGGACUAAAUAACGAGCGGGCCCUGAUCCAAGAGGGGCACGCCAGUUACUCACCCAAGCAAGGCGAUAGGUUGGCCGCAUUGGAAAGCUUUACAGCCGUCAUGUUUAGCGGGGAUACCACCGUCACACCCAAGCAGUCUGCCUGGUUCGGCUCCUCGAAUGUCUCAAGACUUUCAAAUGUGUCAAGCGAGGGAGAGAGCUCUGAGAUUGUGCCGCUCGAACAACAACCCAUCUACACUCACCCAUUGGACCCACUUGGUUUGAGAAGAUUGAACGAGCAAGGCAGAUUACACUUGAAGGCGUGCGAUGGACGACACCUCAACCUCACCGACGCAUGCAUGUGGCCAAUCCUCGACGGCGUGUUCGACAAGUCGGAAUGA
Wallemia ichthyophaga EXF-994 is the source of this 972-nucleotide messenger RNA. RefSeq names its product Palmitoyl-protein thioesterase 1. Gene Ontology annotation, cellular component: lysosome. The transcript has 3 exons. Gene Ontology annotation, molecular function: thiolester hydrolase activity; palmitoyl hydrolase activity. The record is from RefSeq and is a predicted model, not a curated record. The coding region runs from base 1 to 972 and encodes 323 amino acids. NCBI's taxonomy places the organism in Eukaryota, Fungi, Basidiomycota, Wallemiomycetes, Wallemiales, Wallemiaceae.